AUGGAUUCUCAUCUCCAAUCUUCCCUUGUUCUUGCUAUGGUCACCUUGGCAACAUUUCUGAUCCCUAACUUUGCACAGCUCACUCCUGAUUAUUAUGACAAAGUUUGCCCUCAGGCGUUGCCAGUCAUUAAGUCAGUUGUUCAACAGGCAAUUAUUCGUGAAUCACGCUUGGGAGCAUCCUUACUUCGAUUGCAUUUCCAUGAUUGCUUUGUGAAUGGCUGUGAUGGAUCAGUUCUGCUAGAUGACACCCCUUUCUUCGUGGGCGAGAAGACUGCAUUUCCAAAUAUUAAUUCACUUAGAGGCUUUGAUGUGGUUGAUGAAAUUAAAGCAGCGGCUGACAAUGCUUGCCAACGUCCCCUAGUAUCAUGUGCAGAUAUCUUAGCUAUAGCAGCUCGUGAUUCUGUAGCCAUAUUGGGGGGUCCACAAUAUUGGUACCAAGUGUUAUUAGGGAGAAGAGAUGCAAGAUAUGCAAGCAGGGAUGCUGCAAAUCUCAAUCUUCCCCCUCCAUUCUUGAACUACUCACAGCUUCUUACAAAUUUCCAAUCUCAUGGGCUGGACCUUAAAGACCUUGUGGUCCUCUCUGGUGGCCACACCAUUGGAUUGGCAAAGUGCAGUUCCUUCAAGGACAGAAUCUACAAUGACACCAACAUAGACCCUGGUUUUGCAGCUACUCUGCGUAAUUCAUGCCCUCGAAGUGGCAAUGACAAUAGUUUAUCACCACUUGAUGCAGCAUCUCCUGCAAAAUUUGACAAUACAUAUUAUACAGCUUUGUUGAAUAAAAAGGGUCUCCUCCAUUCUGAUCAAGAGCUAUUCAAAGGUGUUGAUUGUGAAAGUGAUAGAUUGGUGCAACUAUAUAGCAAUGACCCUUAUGCUUUUGCUAGAGACUUUGGAGCUUCCGUUAUUAAGAUGGGUAACAUGAAGCCUCUUAUUGGGGAUAAGGGAGAGAUCAGGUAUAAUUGCAGAAAAGUCAACUAUUAG
Abrus precatorius (Indian licorice) is the source of this 978-nucleotide messenger RNA. Its product is annotated as cationic peroxidase 1-like. NCBI's taxonomy places the organism in Eukaryota, Viridiplantae, Streptophyta, Magnoliopsida, Fabales, Fabaceae. Gene Ontology annotation, molecular function: heme binding; peroxidase activity. The coding region runs from base 1 to 978 and encodes 325 amino acids. The record is from RefSeq and is a predicted model, not a curated record. The transcript has 3 exons. Gene Ontology annotation, biological process: response to oxidative stress; hydrogen peroxide catabolic process.